Molecule: messenger RNA, 891 nt
Organism: Camponotus floridanus (Florida carpenter ant)
Lineage: Eukaryota; Metazoa; Arthropoda; Insecta; Hymenoptera; Formicidae
Product: mitochondrial 2-oxoglutarate/malate carrier protein-like
Exons: 7
Coding region: 1-891 (296 amino acids)
Biological process (GO): thiosulfate transport; malate transmembrane transport; oxaloacetate transport
Molecular function (GO): oxaloacetate transmembrane transporter activity; antiporter activity; sulfate transmembrane transporter activity
Source: RefSeq, a predicted model, not a curated record
AUGUCAGUGUCGAUUCAAGACGCCAAAGUGCCAAUAUUUGCCAAUUUUAUAAUAGGUGGCAUAUCGGGAGUGACAGCUCAGAUCGCAACGCAUCCUAUGGAUGUCCUUAAAAUACGCAUGCAAGUGUCGCGUGAUUCUUUACGCGAAACAGCAUUACAAACAUUUAGCACGAAUGGAUUUCGUGGUUUUUAUACAGGAUUAAGCGCAGCCAUUCUUCGUCAACUGACUUAUACUACCAGCAGGCUUGGAAUCUACACCACCUUGUUGGAUAUCGGAGAGCAACAUUUCGGCUAUUUAAAUUAUGUGACGAUGAUUAGUCUCGGGAUGAUAGCCGGCGUGAUGGGUUCUUUUAUAGGUACUCCCACGGAUUUGAUUUUGAUACGCAUGAUAGCUGAUAUAAAUUUGCCCGCAGAAAAACGAAAGAAUUAUAAGAGUGCCAUUAGUGGCAUUUUCGACACAUGGAAAACCGAAGGAUUUGCUGGAUUAUGGAGAGGAGCAGUGCCGACGAUGGGCAGAGCAGCGAUUGUUAAUGGAGCACAAUUAGGUACAUACACUAAAGCGAAGAUGAUGUUACAUGACACAGGAUACAUCCAAAACGGUAUAUCAUUGCAAUUUGCCGCUGCUUUGAUGUCCAGCAUAAUUACGUGCUUUGCCUCGAUUCCGGUGGACGUUGCCAAAACUAGAAUUCAAAAUUGGAGACAGUCCACGAAAUCACCUAAUAUCAUAGCUAUGAUCGUUAAUAUUAUCAAGACAGAAGGUUUAAUAUCAUUGUGGCAUGGUUUUAUUCCAUAUUAUUCUAGAGCAGCACCUAACACUGUAAUUACCAUGAUCCCAAGUCGCACAGUCGUGUAUGUGGCUUGUCUCACGAGACCAGCUGUCAAACCGCUGUAA